AUGCAUUUUGAACUUCAAAUUACCGAUCCAAUAGAUAUUGUUGGUGGUACACAAUGGACACAGUGGUCUCGACAUUUAAAUGUCGAUGUUGAAGAUGUGAAGGAUAUAAUCGAUGGUCAUCAAUGGAAAUAUUCAGUAUCACAUCUUCAAACAUUUGAUUUUCGAUUUUGUCUCUCGCAUAAAUCCAGCGAACAGAUUCUUGAUUCAUUUCGAUCAUCAUUUUGGCUCGAACAAAAACAAUGGUUUGUUGCCUAUGAUGAUCAUCAAUCAUCACCGUGUCUUUUUACAGUACCUCGUUUUGCACCGAAGAACAUUAUUUAUUCGUCGAACUAUCGUACAUUACCAUGUACAUCAUCAGAUCUAUAUUUUGAUCAAUUUGUUGACAUUCUUACGUUGCCCACACUCUGUCCAUUGAAGCAUCGUUUCAUCAAUGUAACGUCACUGGUAUCCCAAACAUAUAACACUAUCAGUUUAGAUCAAAUUUUGCCAUUUUUACAAUUACCUCGCUUACAAUCACUUGCAUUUGUCAAUGCACCAGUAUUGACAAAAAAUAUUUUUCAAUCGAUUCGUUCAUUGACGAUCAAUCGCACUGUGAUGAAAUACUCUGCUGAACAAAUAUGCAUCGUAUUUCCACGAUUAGAACGUUUAUAUAUCAAAAUAGAUGAUCCAGACACAAUGCUUUUGUUAAUUGAUAGACUGAAACAUGUAUCGAUUGUUACAUUUGUUUAUUGUCAAUCAUCAUUAUUCAAAGAUUUGACACAUGAAUGGUUUAUUCAAAAUUCGACACGAUUGAUGGCAAACAACAAUUUUACAUGUCAUAAGAAUGGCGAUAAAAUACACUUGUGGAUGGACGUCACAUAA
Molecule: messenger RNA, 861 nt
Organism: Rotaria sordida
Lineage: Eukaryota; Metazoa; Rotifera; Eurotatoria; Philodinida; Philodinidae
Source: the annotation of a GenBank genome assembly